GGUAUCUCUAACGACCGUGCGCUUACACUUAUCAGUAACAAUGGGGCAGUCGAAAUUCAAACCUAGACAGACGAUGUCCAGAAUUAACAAACCAGCACCAAUUAAACAUUCUGGAGAUAAUAAUUUGCCUCCUGUAGACCAUCGUCGUAGUGGCCUAAGCCGCCCAACGACAAAGAAUGUACUCCUUCGCAAUCAACUAGCGCCAAAAAAAACCUUGGCCAUUCAUAAGACACUUAAGACACAUGUUGAAAACAUUAAAGCAAUUUACGAAGCUAGCGUCGAAGUCGACGACCCAGAAAUCUUAAAAUGUUUUAACUUCUCAAAGGAAACUACAAAAAUCCUUUUAUUGUUCGGCGAUGGUCGCUUAGAUGCGUUGAUGGAAAGAUUGGCCCAUGGAGACAACCUCAAUCACGACAACAACACCACUAACGCAGACGAGGAGGACUAUAUCACUGAUGAUGAUGAAUGUUACAGCGAUGAUGCUGAUUAACUCAUUCCAUUGGUGUACCGCUUAAUGUUCGCAUUGCAUUUACUUGAAGUUCGGCAAGAGCCUCAACUUUCCUAUUAGCUAAAUUUACUAUUCCAGCAUUUUCUAGAGCUAUGCAGAUACCAGUCCUUACUCAGCAUAUGGUCUAAUUUUACUUUCGUUAUUACAGAACACGUAAUAUGGUGAAACAUAAACCCAAAUCUGAAUCGAACUGUGACGUAUUGGUGAAACAACUCAAUUGAUUGCUAUGGAAAAGAAAUGCGCAAUCGCACUAGCAGUCCCGUACAAGUUCUCAUGGUUGAAUCGUGUGAAAAGACUUUAAAUUCUUAUUGGAGUCUGCAAACAUGUAAUACUGUUUCACAAAGCAUAAAUUACUUUUU
Wallemia mellicola CBS 633.66 is the source of this 867-nucleotide messenger RNA. RefSeq lists its product as hypothetical. Lineage: Eukaryota; Fungi; Basidiomycota; Wallemiomycetes; Wallemiales; Wallemiaceae. The transcript is spliced from 3 exons. The record is from RefSeq and is a predicted model, not a curated record. Bases 41 to 490 code for a protein of 149 amino acids.